AUGGAGGUCCUUGGUGCCGUAGCCAGCUCCAUCGCCGUAGUGCAGGCUUUGGCAGCUGGGAAACAUGCCGUCUCUCUUUUUCAAGAAAUUCCGGAUAUUCAGAAAGACUUUGACUAUCUGAUGAAGGAGUUGAACAUGAUCAAAUCCAUGGCGCAAGCUGUCUCGAGAAUGGCUCCCACAGCACUGGAACAAGAUCUUAUCAAUACUGCAGCGCGAAAUCUGAAUGAGGUCACCGCAGAACUCGAAGCGUUAUUACGGAUAUGUUCUCGCGAGAGUGGCCCAGAGGGGAACAAGAUGAACAAGGCAAGGAAGAGAAAGUGGCUUGUAGAGAAAAGCGACAUCAAGAAGCUUCAACAGAGGAUGAGCCAAGCCAAAGAAACUCUUCACUUUGCUCUGAACUCGUCGCGCGUAUCCAACGAUAUUCGAUUUCAGGCAGAAAUGAGACAGAUUAUGAUGAACAUGCAAACGAUGCAUACAAGCUCGCCAAGUCCGCCACUUCAAGUUCCGCAACUACCGGAAAUCAUAGAGAGUCCAGCACCAGUUCAACAACUUCAGGACGAUCAUACACCGGAGUCAGACGCAGUGGUUAUGAACAAUGGUCAUGACAGCAAUCUGAAACACAUGAAUGGCUCUGUGCAGAUAAACUCUGUGGUGUCGACUCAGAGAAUACCAUCUGAUUCAGCAUGCCGAUUUGAUCUUCUUGAUAUAUGGAAGAAUAUCCUGACUGAGGUUGGGUUACCCAGACGUGUCGCGAUUGCUGCUGCCAAUAGACUAAGAAACAAUAAACUCAACGAUAACGAGUCUUACCUUGUUCAAAAAGUCCUCAGUCUUUCUCGGGAUAUAUCUGAAGUGGCAACAACCAAGGUUCACGAGGCCGUCUUUCAGUGUGCGGGCCUGCAAGAAGCAUUACAAGAGCAACCUUGGGCUAUCAACACCAUCGACGACACUGGCGACUCUCCUCUUUAUCUUGCAACGAGGAGGAACCAAGUCAGGUCCAUGGAAUUUCUCAUUUCAGCAGGAGCUGAUGUUAAUCAACAAUCGUACAACGGAUUGACACCUCUCAUGGUCGCAGUCUGGCAACAAGACGUCGAGUCUGUAAAGCUGCUGCUCAAGUCCAAAUCUAACGUUAAUUUGUGCAAUGAAGAAGGCACUACAGCAUUGCAUUGGGCUUCGAUGAAAGUCAACCCCGAGGUCACCAGCCUUUUGCUAGCGGCAGGCGCAUCCGUAAAGCAUCGCAAUAUGUACGGCGAUACGCCACUGUAUAGUCUGGCCGGAUCUACAAACACUACUCAUCAAGACAUCGAAGUAGCCAUUGAGAUGCUGCUCGCAGCAGGAUCUGACCUUGAAGCACGAAACAAUCUAGGGAUUACCCCUUUCCUUCUAUCAAUUCAUCACAAUAAAUUGGAAUUCACAAGAGGUUUGGUAAAGUCAGAUUGCUCUGUUCAUGUUUUGAAUGACUAUUCUCAAAACGUGCUGCAUCUUGCAGCCAGAUUCGCUUCACUAGAAUUACUUUGGUAUCUUUCUGUCUUGGACCUAUCCAGCAUUAAUCCAUAUCAGGAAGACUCAUUUGGCGACACACCCUUUGAUGAUCUCGUCAGAAACUCUCAUGCUACGGGCGAAUGGGACCUGGGGGAUUCUCGUAGGCCAAGUCUCGCCGAGCAAGAGGCUUUUGUCGAGCUUUAUCAAGGCGUUCGAGACCAAGCCCUACAGAAUGAUAUUCAGAAUCUUGAGCGAGUACUCGGCGCGUUGCAAGAGCAGGACAUUGCAGUCGCCCGAGAACAUCUAGCCAUGUUGAUCAGAAAAGAGAAACGAUGGGAGCGUGAAAAUCUGGUUUCUUGGUAUCGAGCUCUCGACAAGCGAAUCCAGCACGCGGAAUGGGAAUUAGCAACAGAAGAUAUAGAGGGUCAUCUACUAGACUUGCAAGAAGAACUCGCAACCCCGGUUUGGGAGAUCCCAUCAAAAUACGGCUACUUAUGGGAAUUUGAUGAUGGAGAGUCAGUCAGUGAAGAGGUAUCUGAAAGUGAGGACAGAUCUGAAAAAUUGUAUGAUUCUGACCAACAAGUCGUACAUGAGGAUGAUGCUCAAGCAGCCUGA
Messenger RNA from Fusarium oxysporum Fo47, 2094 nucleotides. RefSeq names its product ankyrin repeat-containing domain protein. The record is from RefSeq and is a predicted model, not a curated record. Bases 1 to 2094 code for a protein of 697 amino acids. NCBI's taxonomy places the organism in Eukaryota, Fungi, Ascomycota, Sordariomycetes, Hypocreales, Nectriaceae. The transcript has 6 exons. Gene Ontology annotation, molecular function: protein binding.